CUCUGCAAUCUGCAUCAUACCCAAAAAAAAAAAAUUAAGCUACAAAAUAAAAUACAGCUGGUAUUUCAUCGACCGACAGAGAACGUGUAUCUAGUUUUCAGUCACAUGAAAGGAAAGAAUCCACAGCGCAUCACUCCGUCGUUACUCCACCACUUCCCGGCCAAAUCUUUGCCGCGGAAAUAAAAACAGAAGCUUGACCAUAAAAACAGAACCCACGGUUACAGCGCAACAGCGGGAGAAAAAAGCAGGCAGCUUCAUAAGUGAUGAAAGCCCAACCAUAAUUAACGACCAUCCAUUUCCCGCCGGACCCGGAAUUCGAAAGGCCCCUUCUUCCGCCAUUAAUACACGCGCAAAGAAUCCGCCCAAAUCCAUCGCAUUUCUCGAGAUCAGAAUCCAUCCAAGAUAGAUUUUUUGGAACAGGGGGAAGAAGUCCGGCGAUGGGCUCUCUUCCGCCAUCUCUCGAUCUUCCUGCCGAUCCCAAACACGGUCAGCAGCGGCAGAUCGACGAAUCCACCCUCCUGAAUCUCUUCAAAUCCCAGCAGAACCAUCUCAAUUACUUCUUCCGCCACCUCGAUCUCUCGCAGGCGCUCUCCUUCUCCCAAACCCUGCUUAACACCACCGGCACCAUCUUCUUCUCCGGCGUCGGCAAGUCCGGCUUUGUCGCCAACAAGAUCUCCCAGACCCUCGUCUCCCUCGGCAUCCGCGCCUCCUUCCUCAACCCCGUCGACGCCCUCCACGGCGACAUCGGCGCCCUCUCCUCCCUCGACGUCCUCGUCCUCUUCAGCAAGUCCGGCAACACCGACGAGCUCCUCCGCUUGGUCCCCUGCGCCAGGGCCAAAGGGGCCUACCUGGUGUCGGUGACUUCCGUCGAAGGGAACUCACUCGCGUCCGUCUGCGAUAUGAAUGUACAUUUGCCGCUGGAGAGGGAGCUGUGCCCAUUCGAUUUGGCUCCGGUAACCUCCACCGCGAUCCAGAUGGUGUUUGGCGAUACGGUGGCGAUCGCGCUUAUGGAGGCGAGGAAUUUGACCAAGGAGGAGUACGCGACUAACCACCCUGCUGGCAGGAUCGGCAAGAGCUUGAUUUUCAAGGUGAAGGAUGUUAUGAAGAAGCAAAAUGAGCUGCCGGUGUGCAGGGAAGGAGAUCUGAUUAUGGAUCAGCUGGUUGAGCUGACAAGUAAAGGCUGCGGUUGCCUUCUUGUCGUUGAUCCUGAUCAUCACCUUAUUGGCACCUUUACUGAUGGUGAUCUCCGUCGGACUCUCAAGGCUAGCGGGGAAGCCAUAUUCAAGCUUACAGUUGGGGAAAUGUGCAACAGGAACCCAAGAACUAUUGGUCCAGAUGCAAUGGCAGUGGAAGCAAUGAAGAAGAUGGAAUCACCACCAUCACCUGUACAGUUUCUGCCUGUGAUCAGUGAUCAGAAUGUUUUGAUUGGAAUCAUUACCCUCCAUGGACUAGUUUCAGCAGGGCUUUGAUGAUCACCACAGCUGGAAUUCCGGCCAGUUUCAUACGUAAUUGUAUCAGCAACAGCGUUCUUCCUUCUGCAUUGGGAUGUUGAUCAUCGUUCCUUUUAGUCAUUACUCAGUAUUUUGAAUUCACUGCAUAGAUAGGGGGUGGGCGGGAUUUGGGAGGGGAGAUAUUCUUUUGCAUUCUCUUCACUGUACCAUUGAUAUUUGUGAUAUGUAAUGUAAGUAUGAAAUAGCAAAAAUAGUAUAUGAAAAAUAGUAAUGAACAUGGAAAUAUACACCUGUGCUUAAU
Linum trigynum is the source of this 1752-nucleotide messenger RNA. NCBI's taxonomy places the organism in Eukaryota, Viridiplantae, Streptophyta, Magnoliopsida, Malpighiales, Linaceae. The record is from the annotation of a GenBank genome assembly.